UAACUUUCGUUUUCCUUACACAGAGCACAGCCCGGGAACAGAAACCCAGCCGGGCAGAUGUCACGACGCAGCAUGGCUUUGGCUCCCCUGUGGUCCUCUCGUGUUUUCUCCGUGGAUGUGGACGGAGGGCCGGUCUACUUUCGACUCCAAAACGAACACCACCGCGGAAAAGGCGGCAAGGUAGUCAAGCGGUUGUUUGAAACUGGCAUGCUAAAAGACGACGGGUGUUACUCUAUCCUCGUCUCCAGCGGGGACAAACUCCGCAACGCCAAGUUUUACUGGGAACUGAAAGACAAACUUUUAGGAGGACUCAGUCAAGGGUGUCGUUUAUCUCCAAUGUGCGCGUUCCUGCCCGGCGUCCAGGACUCGCUCAUAAGAGGCUUUUUGGUGAAGGACUCCUCCAUUGCGACAGAGAGACUUUUACGACAGUUUGUGCAGCGUGACGACCCUGCGUUGGUAUGCUCGUACACGCCGGGGGACACAGAAGAUGACCCACUGUGGACUCAGCAUCUGUGGACCCACGUACAGAACCACUACAUUGUGCCCUCGGAGCCUCCUGGUUACCACCCUGCCACCCUCAACAUGGUCAACUCUGAUGUUUUCUACAGUUUCCAGGAGGCCCGUGACGUUUUGAAGAAGUGUGCUGACAUCAUCCCAGAAGCCACAUCUGUACUGGAGCUUCUGCCCAGAGGCGGCGGGGGCUGUGGCAGCGUGGAGGCCAGAAGCGAACCAGCCUUCCCCAUUAUCGUCUUGGAAGGCCUUGAUGCCACAGGUAAAACCACACUGACAGAGUCCCUCCGGGACGCACUGGGAGCCACUCUUUUACGAUCCCCGCCUCAGUGCCUAUCCCCCUGGAGGGCCCGCUUUGAUCAAGAGCCCCCCAUCGUACGCAGGGCCUUCUACGCUGUGGGCAACUACAUCACAGCACAGCAAAUAGUUCACCACGCCUCCAAGAAACCCGUCAUUGUUGACAGGUUCUGGCACAGCACAGCCGCUUACGCCAUCGCGACAGCAGUCAGCGGUUCAACAUGUGACCUCCCAACAGAGGGCUCCGAGCUGUACCGCUGGCCCGGUGACCUGCUCCGACCCAGUUUGGUUGUCCUGCUCACACUGGACCCUGAGGAGAGGAAGAGGAGACUGAAGGGGAGAGGUCAGGAGAAGACCAAAGAGGAACAUGAGCUGGAUCGAAACCAACACUUUAGGCUCAGAGUGGAGGAGGCUUACAGGAGGAUCAGCGGUCCAACGUGCAUCAGCGUGGACGCUAGCUCCUCUGCAGAGCAAGUGUUUCAACAAGUGAUGCUUUUAAUUAAGGCCAAAUGCCACUUGUAAACUGCUCUCUUGUCUGCGAUAGGCCUCUGAGCAUUAAGUGAAUGCACUUUCUUUUGUGACCACUGGGUGCCAGUAGAGUUAUGUGAAUAAGAAGCGGUUGGUUGGAGAGGAGUGAAAGCAAGAGAGGGAUGCUACCACCAAGGGGGGUCAGAGGAGUCACAGUCCAAUCAGGGAUACAUAUUCAUGCACACAAUUCCUCAGAAGAAAAGUGCAUUUAACUGCUGUUAUGAGUCACAACUAAUUUAGCUCAGCACUGAUUAUUUAAUAUCAGUGAGCAAGAGCAGAGGAAAUCUACAGCAGAAUUAUUAUUAAACAAUGAAGACAUAUUUGUUAAGUAAGAAUAUCUCAAUUAAAUGUAAAUAUGGUAAAACUAUAGCAGGUGUGUCAAACAUACUGAACAGGUUUUUAUCCGACCCACAGGAUAAGUCUGCUCAGUAUAAAUAUGAGCAGACAUUUUCGAAUGAAACUGCUGUUCUAAAUGUGUUCACUAGAUGUCGCAAUAGAAAAUCUUUGUUUCUUAAAGUUAAAGUGCCAAUGAUUGUCACACACACACUAGGUGUGGCAAAAUUAUUCUCUGCAUUUGACCCAUCACCCUUGAUCACCCCCUGGGAGGUGAGGGGAGCAGUGAGCAGCAGCGGUGCAGCACCCGGGAAUCACUUUGGUGAUUUAACCCCCAAUUCAAACCCUUGAUGCUGAGUUGUAUGACUCGGCCGGGGUUUGAACUCACAACCUAUCGAUCUCAGGGCGGACACUCUAACCACUAUCUUUGUAGAUGAUGUAAACAAAACAACCCACAUGAUGUUAGUGCACCAGUCGCGGAUAAUGAGCAAACUACAUAAAUAACAUUGAUUUUGAUAUUGUUUUUUUAUCUUGAUAGAUUGAAAAUUGACACCAAUGAGUUGACUGACGAACAUUAUCACAUUAUUUAUUCAGAAAGUAUAAAUAACAACAAAGAUAGAAUACUAUUAACCGCAAAAUGUAAGUGUAAAAAAAACAUUAUGAUUUGUAAAUUUUAAGAAUGUGCUUGUUCUAUUUCUAAACAAAGAAAACAAUGUGAAGUUGUCUUUUAUUUUUAAGUUAUCAUGCCUUGAUUUUACAAGACCGGCCCACUUGGGAGUAGAUUUUUCUCCACGUGGCCACCGGUCUAAAAUUAGUUUGACACCCCUGCACUAUAGCAUAUAAAAUAUGAAUAUGAAUACAGUCAAUAUAAAAAGUGAACACCUAAUUCUAAUGCCAGCAUUUCCUGAAGUUUUAAUGUCUAAACCACAAAUACAAAUAAUUUUUAUUUCAUUUUUUAUAAGUUAAUUACUCAGUCUUUUAAGGUAAAAGUCAAAAUCCAUGAGACAUUUUAGUGCUUCAAAUCUGUGAACAGAUGUUCUAUUAGGUUUAGGUCUAGUCUCUGGCUGGGACGUCUCAAAACUGUUACGGCUUUUAUUUUUCGUCGGGUGAAGUCUGUAUUGUUAAUUAGGAUGUAAGCUACUAUGUUAGUGUGUAGUCUUGCUUAUGUAAGUGCGAAUGAGCCCUCAUGCGAAUUAAGUGUGUUGCAUUCCACUAAAAGCGAAUCUUUCCUCGA
This is a messenger RNA of Nerophis ophidion (straightnose pipefish), 2902 nucleotides long. It is a transcript of the gene cmpk2, whose product is annotated as cytidine monophosphate (UMP-CMP) kinase 2, mitochondrial. The transcript is spliced from 5 exons. Gene Ontology annotation, cellular component: mitochondrion; cytoplasm. Gene Ontology annotation, biological process: dUDP biosynthetic process; dTDP biosynthetic process; dTTP biosynthetic process. Gene Ontology annotation, molecular function: dTMP kinase activity. NCBI's taxonomy places the organism in Eukaryota, Metazoa, Chordata, Actinopteri, Syngnathiformes, Syngnathidae. The coding region runs from base 58 to 1329 and encodes 423 amino acids. The record is from RefSeq and is a predicted model, not a curated record.